Molecule: messenger RNA, 1359 nt
Organism: Danaus chrysippus (African queen)
Lineage: Eukaryota; Metazoa; Arthropoda; Insecta; Lepidoptera; Nymphalidae
Source: the annotation of a GenBank genome assembly
AUGGAGCCGAGUGUUAAUAUACUAUCUACAUCGCCUAUGGAUAAGCCAAAGUUAAUGCAGGGUGGCAAUUACAUAGCGGAGGGUCGCGACUCUAAAAAAUCAACAUGGCUCUUAUUUUCUCCCGAGACUCCGGAUCAAGCUGGUUCUUUGGAGAAAUUUCUGAGCAUCUUCUCAUCUCACGGCGUCAACUUGAGCCACAUUGAAUCUCGUUCAUCUGCCAGGAGGCCGGGAUAUGAAUUCAUGGUUGAGUGUGAACACGAAUCUGGAGACUUUGGGGCUGCUUUGGAUGAGCUGAAGAAGAGCACUGGAUAUCUCAACAUUAUUUCAAGGAACUACAAGGAUAAUAGAUCUGCGGUGCCGUGGUUCCCUCGCCGUAUUCGUGAUCUGGAUAGAUUCGCUAAUCAGAUAUUGUCUUAUGGAGCUGAGCUGGAUGCUGAUCACCCAGGCUUCACAGACCCUGAGUACCGCGCGAGGAGGAAGUAUUUUGCCGACAUCGCUUACAACUACAAACACGGCCAGCCGCUACCACAUGUAAACUAUACUAAAGAAGAAAUCAACACCUGGGGAGUAGUAUUUAGGAAGCUCACGGAAUUGUACCCGACUCACGCCUGCAAAGAACACAAUCAUGUUUUUCCGCUGUUAAUUGAAAACUGUGGUUAUAGGGAGGACAAUAUUCCACAGCUCGAAGACGUAUCUAAUUUCCUCAAAGAUUGCACUGGAUUCACUCUCCGCCCAGUGGCAGGUCUACUUUCUUCACGAGAUUUCCUCGCUGGCUUGGCGUUCCGUGUAUUUCACAGUACUCAAUACAUUAGGCAUCACUCCCGCCCCCUAUACACUCCUGAACCUGAUGUCUGCCACGAGCUCCUAGGUCACGCGCCAUUAUUCGCUGACCCCGCAUUCGCGCAGUUCUCUCAAGAAAUCGGCCUAGCUUCAUUGGGAGCUCCUGACGAUUUUAUCGAAAGACUUGCAACGUGUUUUUGGUUCACCGUUGAAUUUGGUCUGUGUCGGCAAGAAGGUCAGCUGAAGGCAUACGGCGCCGGUUUGCUAUCAUCAUUCGGGGAGCUUCAAUACUGUCUCUCAGAUAAGCCACAACUUCAGGAGUUUGAACCAGAAAUCACGGGAGAACAGAAGUAUCCCAUCACUGAAUACCAACCAAUAUAUUUCGUUGCUAACAGUUUUGAGAGUGCUAAAGAAAAGAUGAUCAAAUUCGCCCAAACAAUACCACGUGACUUCGGAGUGAGAUACAACCCAUACACCCAAAGUAUUGACAUCCUUGACUCUCCACGACAAAUGAAAGAUCUGCUGAAAGGCAUCCGCCAAGAAAUGGAACUACUCCUUGGCACCAUGGACAAAUUGUAG